CGCAACACACUGACGUCAAGGUGAUCAAAAGUCUUGCAUACAUACACCAAAAUAUUCCUACAAUAAUUUUAAACGUAACACGAGGAGAAAGACGACCUAUGGAAAGAGUCCAGGGGAUGUAGACAAUAAAAGUCUAAAACUCUAUAAAAGAAGAAAGAAAGGAAGAGAGAAGACACCGAGGUAAGAAUUUAUGGAAAGGUAACUUACGAAACCUCUUUUCGUAGUCUAGUGUGCAACGACGCAGCAAGAAGCUGAAGUCUGGACGAGGAGGAGGAAUGUUGAUAAUAACAAUAAGACUUGAUGAGGAAGAGAGAGAAGAAUAAGAAGACCUUAGAUAAUCAUUACCUUGUUCUUGAGUGCAUUCACAUGCUGGAAGCAAAAUAACACCGAGCCUAGAUACACAGGUUCUCCCAAUUGCAAGCUGUCUUUGUACAGAUUUGACUUCAGAAAAGAUUACUGAGUUUGGCUGCAAUAUAUUGAAAUGAAUAAUUCAUUGGUUAUAAGAAAGCAGUACAGAAGGAUAUUUUCGGAAGUGACAAGACUGUGCUCGCAAUAUGCCUUUGUUCCGAAACACCACCCAUGUGAAAAUUGGGCUGUGGAUCAAAUGCAAGAGUUUGUUGACAAUCACAGAAAGAUAUUUGUACUAACAGGAGCAGGUAUAUCAACAGAGAGUGGUAUUCCAGAUUACCGCUCAGAAGGUGUUGGUCUUUAUGCUACAAGUAAUAAACGUCCAGUGCAGUUUAAGACAUUCAUGGAUUCAGCAAAAGCUAGACAAAGCUACUGGGCAAGAAAUUACAUAGGUUGGCCGAGGUUCUCCACUUUCCAGCCUAAUAUUACUCAUCUGACACUUGCUGAAUGGGAGAAAAAAGGGAAAAUUCAGUGUGUUGUGACCCAGAAUGUUGAUCGCUUGCACCACAAAGCUGGGAGUACAAAAGUUCAUGAAUUACAUGGUACAGCUUUUAAUGUUAUAUGUAUGUCUUGCUCAAAGAUGGUGGACCGACACAGCUUCCAAAGCAGGCUACGGAUCUUAAACCCCCACAUGUCCUCCCACUCAUCUGAAAUACGGCCAGAUGGUGAUGUAGAGCUUACAGAGGAGGAAGUUAACCAGUUUCAAGUACCACCAUGCAAACACUGUGGCGGCAUCAUGAAGCCAUAUAUUGUCUUUUUUGGAGAUAAUGUUCCCAAGGAUCGUGUUGAGAGAGUGAAGCAAGAACUCAGUGAAAGUGAUGGCCUGCUAGUGUUGGGCUCCUCCUUAUUUGUUUACUCAGGGUAUAGGUUUAUUCUACAGGCUGUAGAUAUGGGGAUACCACUUUGUGCAGUAAAUAUUGGUACUACCCGAGCUGACAAGCACUUAGAUUUCAGAAUAAGUGCGCGUUGUGGAGAGGUGCUUCCACAGAUUGUUGUUUAGCAACAAGUAUUUUAGACAUUGUCAGUUUUAAUUAAUAUAUUGUUAUAUGUUUUAAUCUUUUGGAAUUUAGUUGUUUAUUAAAUGAAGAAAGGUUAUGAAUGUUUAUUUUUUAUUGGUGUAUCAAAACAAUGAUUGAAUAUUUUUUGAAAGACUUUUGUAAAUAUUGUCAUAUGUACAAACUUCAAAGUAAAGAAAAUUAUUGUUAUGAGAGAAAUUGAAUUUCUGUCUAUCUGUUUAUCUCUCUAUCAGUUUGUAUGUUUGAAUAUUUAUAUAUUUAUUUAUCAAUGAGAUGAUUCUUUGCAUCUUGGAACAAAGCUCAACAAAGUCAAUCCAUUAGCGCUAUGAUGCAGUCAUAUGUAGCAUUCAUUCAUUCAUGCCUACAUGCCAUUGCCAUUGAAGUGCAUUUGAUGCCCGAAACAAGACCUGACAUUGGUGCUCUAUAUUUCCCCCCAAGGUUGCCAUCCUUUCGUUGGUUUCCCCUCAAACUAUUUUGAUAGUGCCCCUUCGGCAUGUCUCAGGUAGAUGACAUUGUAGGAUGCAUAGACCCCAAAUCUGGCUGAUUAGGUGUAACAAAUUAGAGCAAGAGCAAUGUAGAUUUGAUGCUUACAUUGCUGACACAGACACAUUUACGUGAUACACAUACACAAGCACCCUUUCAUGUGCAAAUACACAUGAAAAACACACAUGAACUUGUGCACACAAAAUUAUACAUCUGUAUUUGUAGGUGUAUUAUUGAAUGUGGACAAUAGCUGUUAUGAUUUAACAAAUUUUAUAUUUACAUGUACUAUUUAUUUACUGUAUUGAGAGCUAACAUUGAAAAUUCUAAUUAUUUAUUCAAUUUCUGAGUAUUCAGAAUUUGUUAUUAGUGUAUAUUGGCAAUUACACUAAACUAUAAUUAUUUUUUUGUAGUCAAGAAAAAAAAAACAACAGAUUACACUGUGUAACAUAUCUACAUUUUAAAUUAAACUGUGAGAUAAGUCUUUGUAUCACUGACCUAUCUGAUAUUAUAGUCCAAAGGUUGUUUAAUGAAUUUUUGAAAUUUUUGUCAAAUAAAACUCCUUUAUUCUGGU
This is a messenger RNA of Penaeus vannamei (Pacific white shrimp), 2478 nucleotides long. RefSeq names its product Sirtuin 4 (gene Sirt4). Lineage: Eukaryota; Metazoa; Arthropoda; Malacostraca; Decapoda; Penaeidae. Gene Ontology annotation, cellular component: nucleus; mitochondrial matrix. Gene Ontology annotation, molecular function: NAD+ binding; NAD-dependent protein lysine deacetylase activity. The record is from RefSeq and is a predicted model, not a curated record.